Helianthus annuus (common sunflower) is the source of this 2235-nucleotide messenger RNA. RefSeq names its product exocyst complex component EXO70B1. Gene Ontology annotation, molecular function: phosphatidylinositol-4,5-bisphosphate binding. Gene Ontology annotation, cellular component: exocyst. The record is from RefSeq and is a predicted model, not a curated record. Gene Ontology annotation, biological process: exocytosis. Lineage: Eukaryota; Viridiplantae; Streptophyta; Magnoliopsida; Asterales; Asteraceae. The transcript has a single exon. The coding region runs from base 113 to 2053 and encodes 646 amino acids.
CACUUCCAAAAUUAUACGUUGUUCAUCUCCUCUCCUCUUCCCCUCUCUCUUCCUCUCCCCGCCAUUUUUCUUCUUAUUCCCAAAUCACAACCACCAUUCAUUCUCCAUCUCAAUGGAGGACACAAAUCCACCACCCUCAGACACCUCCAACGAUCUCAACACAAAAGUUGACGGAGAACAAACGCCCUCCGUCGUUCCACAAGACGGCACACUCCACGAGAAAAAUAUAGAUCAAUUCAUUUCUCUUUUAGGUACCGAUGACAAAUCGGACUCAUCUUCGCCACCUGAAAUAGUCGAAUCCGUUCAAAUUUUCGUUGAUCUGUUCGAUGUUAAGGUCGUUGAAUACGAAUCCGGUUCGAAGAGAUGGAUCCAGCUCGACGAAAACGAAUCUGCAUGUUUUCUAGAGUUUGUUGAUCGAAAUGCGAAGCUGAUAAAAUCUAUGUCUAGAUUUCAUUAUGAAGAAAAUUACGCUGUCGUAAUCGAUAGGAUAAGCAGUGUUCAGGAACGUGCGUUGUGUAUACUGGAGGCUGAAUUUAAAUCGAUUCUCGACGAUUACCAAACGUCAUACGAUCGAGAUCAAGAUAAAGAUGAAGCAAAAAAGAAAGAGUUAAAGUCUUCCGCAAGCAAUGUUCAAGAAGCGGUUGAGCCAGAAUUACCGGAUCAAUCUGAUGCUGAGCAUGAGAAAGAUGAAUUUCUAGGUUAUUCAGAUGAGAUGAUGUUAGUUCUAAAAAAACUAGCUAAUGGAUUGAUAACAGGAGGUCAUGUAACAGAAUGUAGUGAAUUGUAUUUCUUCGUUAGAAGAAACGCAACAGAACAGAAUUUGAAGAAUUUUCGGUUUGAGAAGUUUUCGAUCGAUGAAGCGCAGAAGAUGCAGUGGGAGCCGAUAGAGAAAGAGGUUUCGUCGUGGAUGAAGAUGUUCAAAUACUUUUGCUCCUCGCUUUUACCUAGCGAGCGAAGGCUCGCGGAAGCUGUGUUUUCUGGCCACAUGGCGAUGUCGGAUAACUUAUUCGGAAAUCUAACUCAAAUUGUUCUCUCUUACUUUCUCAGUUUUGCAGAGGCAGUUAUGAUGACGAAACGAUCCGCUGAGAAACUGUUUAAGUUUCUAGACGUUUAUGAAGCUGUUAGAGAUAACGUUCCGCUUGUGGAGCAGUUACUUUCGGACGAAUGGCUGCCACAACUCAAAUCCGCAACGUCGUUGAUAUGCACAAUGCUUGGGGAGUCUAUUUACAACAUUUUUAUUGAACUUGAACUCUCGGUUAAAUCUGAUGUGGCGAAAACACCGGUUCCAGGAGGAGCGGUGCAUCCGUUAACUCGUUACACUAUGAAUUAUCUAAAAUACGCGUGCGAGUACAGCGACACGUUGGAGCAAGUGUUUAAAGAGCAUAAACGGAUAGACCGAGUUGAAUCAGUCACUGAUUUACAAAGUUCACAAGAGCACCAACCACAGAACCACCAAGGCGGGAAUGGAUCGCCUUUCCAAUCCCAGAUCGCAAAGAUCAUGGAUCUGUUAGAUGCAAACCUGGAAGCAAAAUCAAAGUUGUAUAAAGAUCCAUCAUUGAGCUUGAUUUUCAUGAUGAAUAAUGGGCGAUACAUUUUGCAGAAAACAAAGGGGACAGGAGAAAUGAGAACCUUGAUGGGCGAUCCAUGGGUCAGGAAACGGUCCUCGGAUCUAAGGAACUACCACACGAAUUACAAGCGAGAGACGUGGACGAAGUUGUUGCAGUGUUUGAGUCAUGAAGGGUUGAGUGUGAAUGGGAAAGUGAUGAAGCCGGUGUUGAAAGAGAGGUUCAAGAGCUUUAAUUCAAUGUUUGAUGAGAUUCACAAAUCACAAACCACUUGGGUGGUGAGUGAUGAGCAGCUUCAGUCGGAAUUGAGGGUGUCGAUAUCAGCGAUAGUUAUACCGGCGUAUAGGUCGUUUAUGGGGAGGUUCAGUCAGGUGUUUACUCCAGGGAGGCAAACGGAAAAGUAUAUUAAGUAUCAACCAGAAGAUAUAGAGAAUUGUAUUGAGGAGCUGUUUGAUGGGAAUGCAGCUCAGCUAAGCAAGAAAAGAUAAUUAAUGAUGAAUCAAGAUUCAAGAAACAUGUAAAGAGUUAAGGAUCAAAGUAAUGUCCGAGAGUUAAGAUUACCUUGUUAUCAUGGGACCAAACAAACGUAUGCAGUUGCAUGCAUUUGAGUUAUGUGGUUCUUUUUUUGUGCAAUCAUCUACUUACUUUAUAAUGAAUAUCUCUCUCUAUA